AUGGUGGGUGGGUGUGGGUGUGACAUUGGCAAUGCUGGGGCAAGGAAUGUUCAUAUGGAACAGAAGCACCCUAAUGGACUUGAUAAAGCCGCCCAAAAACCAGACCGAGCCAUACCAAGAACCCCCAGGGAAGAGAAAGAGAAAGAGGAGGUCCCCGCUUCGCACGCUGCGGCCAUAAAACAGAAGGAAUCUGAUGAAGCAUUACCGCAGCGUCCAAAAAGCAAGAGAGAGGACACAUCCCUCACAACAGAAGCGCCGACAAAGCACGAGGUGAAGGGCCCACUGCCGCUAGAGCAGCGGAGGGGGAAAACACCGUAUAUAAUGCUCGAAACGUUUCGCCCACAAAAACUAAGCCACGUCACACUGCAGAAAAUUUCAUGGGGGAAAAAAGGGACACACACAAAUGGGAAACGCCGGACGCCACGGGAGUAUCCUCCUGUGGCGAACUGCCUCCCACUCACUUUGUAUGUCGGACGGGCGGGCAUGCAGCGCCACAGCAAACGUGGGCCCAUAAAACGCCGCAUGGUCUGA
Molecule: messenger RNA, 531 nt
Organism: Trypanosoma grayi
Lineage: Eukaryota; Euglenozoa; Kinetoplastea; Trypanosomatida; Trypanosomatidae
Exons: 1
Coding region: 1-531 (176 amino acids)
Source: RefSeq, a predicted model, not a curated record